Molecule: messenger RNA, 1044 nt
Organism: Toxorhynchites rutilus septentrionalis
Lineage: Eukaryota; Metazoa; Arthropoda; Insecta; Diptera; Culicidae
Product: nucleosome assembly protein 1-like 1
Exons: 2
Coding region: 28-1044 (338 amino acids)
Biological process (GO): nucleosome assembly
Cellular component (GO): chromatin; nucleus
Molecular function (GO): histone binding; chromatin binding
Source: RefSeq, a predicted model, not a curated record
AAAACGUGCAACAGGCAGGGACGUGUAAUGGAUCGAAAAGAGAAGCGCGUUUUAAACGAUUAUGUUUCUAGCAUUAUGAAAAUUUUGCAAUCCAAAAUUACAACUUUCAUCGGACGAUUGAUCGAAAACGUCUCAACAUCCGCUCAAAUAUCCAGCGACAAGAAAGAAGCAAUUUUUUGGAAGCUAUCGGAUCUCAACACGAAAAUGGAACAAUUGCAGACGAUUACCACCCUUCCGCCGAAUAUCCGUAUGAAAAUUGAUGCAUUGAAUAAGGUUCAGCUACAGCUGCUGUGCAAAGAAGCCGACUUUCACAAGCGAGUCUUCUCGAUGGAGUCCGAGUUUCAACAAAAUUUGAAUGAAAUCUACGAGAAGAGGCGACAGAUUGUGGACGGUUCAUAUGUUCCCACCAGGGAAGAUACGGAGAAAGGGGAUCAAAUUGAAGCGAAUCUAGAAGGUGAGGGAGAACAGUUCAAAGGAAUUCCGGAAUUUUGGUUGGGCGUGUUCAAGAUGGUACCAAUUCUCCAGUGUAUGGUCCAGGUUUCGGAUGAAAAAGCACUGAAACAUCUUAUUGACGUCAGAUCAAUAGUGAAAGAUCAACCUAAGACGAGCUUCGUGCUGGAAUUUGAGUUCGAACCGAAUCAGUUCUUUGAGAACACCACUCUCACCAAGGAGUAUCUGUUGGAAUGUGUGCCGGACCCAGAGAAGUUGUACUCGUUCAAUGGAUUCGAAAUUACCGAUACUGAGGGGUGCGAAAUUAAAUGGAAAGAAGGAGCUUGCUUGACGGCAGGGAAUGAAACAGAGAACAAUCCAAUGGCCAAUUCAUUUUUUAACUUUUUCAAUCCAAAAAAGUUGUUGGAGGGUGCUGAUCCUCUAGUAUAUGAACAUUUCAUGAAAGCGGAUUUUGAAAUUGGAUACUACAUCAAAGAACGAGUCAUUCCGAGGGCAGUCAACUUUUUUACUGGUGACUUUCUAAAUUCUGAGAUUGAUUUAGUGGAUUAUUUUAUGAGUUGUGUUCCGGAAGAGAAAGAAUCCGAUUCAAAUUAA